AUGGAUUACGACCCUGAGAGCGGCCAUAGGGCUGCUGGCCAUCCUGCCCACGAGAAGGAUGUUACGGCUAUCGUAUCUGACGAUACCUCCGGACAGUCGGUCCCUGGCGAGCGAGGGAGUGGUUUGUUGUUUCGGUUGCGCCAAAUGGAGGCCCAGAUGGAUAGGAAGCUUGGCAUUGAAUCCGAAGCCAUCAAUCGCAAACAGGAAGAAGACAAAAAACCGGUUCCAUGGAUAGAGCAGUUGACGAUGGCUUUACUAUGGGCGAGCGGAACGAUGAACACAUCUUGCUUUGCAACAGGCUUUCUGGGCGCAGAGUUUGGACUAAGCCUGAAACAAGCCAUUCUUGUCACAAUCUUUGCCUCGAUUCUUGGCGGCGCUGUCACCGGCUACUGUGCAACUUUUGGAGCCGCGACUGGCUUACGACAGAUCAGUGUGAGCCGCUAUAGCUUUGGCUGGUGGCCUAACAAACUCAUUGCGCUACUCAAUAGUAUCCAGCAGAUGGGUUGGGCGGCUGUAUCAUGUAUCACAGGCGGCCUCGCCUUGACUGCUGUGUCUGACGGCCAUGUUUCGCUGAUCCUUGGUAUCGUCAUUUUGGCUGUGGUGGCACUAGCCAUCUCCUUCAUUGGAUUGAACGCUAUUCUGAUCUACGAACGAUAUGCCUGGAUCAUCUUUUUCGUCAUCUUCAUGAUUAUCUUCGGCGAGACUGGCCGCUUUGCAGACAAUACUUCACCACCGACUGCUACAGGUGCCACCCUUAGUGGCGCUAUUCUCAGUUUGCUGGCCAUCGUGUACGGUUCCAGUGCCUCUUGGUGUACCAUGGUUAGUGACUACUAUGUUCACUACCCGGCUAAUGUCAGCCGCGUCAAAGUCUUUUUGAUGACUUCCCUUGGAAUUGCGAUCCCUACGUCGAUUGGCAUGGUUGCUGGUUGCGUUGUUGCCUCAGCGCUCAAUACGAAGCCCGAAUGGAGCGAUGCAUAUGACCAAGGACUGGGGUAUCUAAUACAGACAAUGUUGUAUCCGCGAGGAUUCGCAAAGUUUUUACUUACUCUGCUCGUUCUAUCGGGCAUUAACACCAAUGUUAUCAGUAUUUACAGCGCUGCUAUUUCGUUUCAGCAGCUCUCACGACCUUUUGCUCAAAUCCCCCGAUUCAUUUGGACGAUUUUCUGCUUUCUCUGCAUUCUUGCUUUAGCUCUCGGCGGCCGAGAGCAGUUAAAUGCCUACUUGCAGAACUUCUUGAGUCUUCUUGGAUACUGGUGCACUAGCUACGCUGUUAUCUUAUUCCAAGAGCAUUACAUCUUUCGAAAAGGCAAUUUCAACAACUACGAUCUUGAUGGCUGGAAUGAUCCCGAAAGACUACCCCUCGGUAUCGGCGCUUCGGUUGCAUUUGGCCUUGGAAUUGUCUCCUGGGUCAUGGGCAUGGAUGAGACGUGGUACAUUGGGCCUCUUGCGAAAACCAUCGGCGAUUACGGCGGUGACGUUGCCAACGAGUUUACGUUUGUGGUAACGGCGUUGACUUACGUACCGGCCAGAUAUCUGGAAUUAAAGUUCUUCGGCCGGUAA
Molecule: messenger RNA, 1560 nt
Organism: Trichoderma virens Gv29-8
Lineage: Eukaryota; Fungi; Ascomycota; Sordariomycetes; Hypocreales; Hypocreaceae
Exons: 1
Coding region: 1-1560 (519 amino acids)
Biological process (GO): transmembrane transport
Cellular component (GO): fungal-type vacuole membrane; plasma membrane
Molecular function (GO): transmembrane transporter activity
Source: RefSeq, a predicted model, not a curated record